UUCCUCAUAACCUUUGGUCUAGGCUGAAGAAUCCUGCCUGCAGCUUCCUGCUUCAACUUAGCAACCCUUCCCCCAGCUUUCAACCAUGAGGUUUCUUCCAGUCCUGCUUCUCAUGACUAUCAUGGCCCAGCCACUCACCCAUGCCCUAGAAUGCUAUGUCUGUGAAAGCAAAGAGUACAACUGCUUCAAGCCCAUGAGGUGCCCCAAUUAUGUCAACUACUGUAUGACCACCCGAACCUAUAUCACUCCAACGAGGGUAACAGUCAGCAAGUCUUGCGUCCCCACCUGCUUCGAGACCCUAUACGAUGGCUACACCAAGAAUGCUGCCACCACGUCCUGCUGCCAGUACGACUACUGCAAUGGGGCUAGCCUUGGGGCCCAGGCCUCCUCAGCUCUGGCCCUCACCACAAUCCUCAGCACGCUCUGGGGGCUGCACCCCCCCAGCCUCUGACCCAGGCUAACUGGACCCCUUCUUUCCCACCCCACCCCAAAGCCCCAGAUCAACUUGGCUCUGUGAGAGAUGAGGAGAACACGGCGACUUCAUAACUGUCCCUGGCCCCUCCCCCCCACAUCGAGCCCCCCCACUCCCCCAUGGCCUCUUCCUAGGACCACCUCAUCUGCCACCAGACCCAGCACUUCCAGGGUGUCAGCCCCUCCUCACGUGCUUUUUGUUCCAGUUAGAUCCUCCCAUUGCUGUAACUGGCCUGGGAAUCCUUCCCACACCACCAGGCAUGGGAGUGGUCCUCUUUUCUAGCUAAUCCAUAGGCUUCUUCUCUCUACCCGUCACUGGAGUCAGAGGAAUGAAUCUCUUUGGAGCCCAAAGUUGGGGGGGCGGGGAGGGGAAGAGGCUCUUGGAUUCUUGGAUUCCCCCAUACCCCCGUUCCUGGACUAGUUUUAUUUUUAUGCUGACCAUCUCGGAACUCUCUCCACUUCUGCUCCUUGACCCCAUCCACUUUUCAAAAUGUCUGACUUUGAACUUGACUGACUAAUGUGGGACCUGACACCCGAAAUGUUCAUGGAUCUGCCAUCCACA
This is a messenger RNA of Gracilinanus agilis (Agile Gracile Mouse Opossum), 1033 nucleotides long. Its product is annotated as ly-6/neurotoxin-like protein 1. The record is from RefSeq and is a predicted model, not a curated record. The transcript is spliced from 3 exons. NCBI's taxonomy places the organism in Eukaryota, Metazoa, Chordata, Mammalia, Didelphimorphia, Didelphidae. Bases 86 to 451 code for a protein of 121 amino acids.